GAUAAAAUAUAAGCAACCAGUAAAAUAUAGCUGCACAGGGGAGUAGGGGUCAAAUUGCAGUCCUUAAGAGAGGAAAAAAAAAAAAAACCUGCAGUUAUCCUGGAAGCAAGUGACCUGGAAGGAUCUUGUAGAUGUAAACAAGGUCGAACCUGGCCACGACAACAGAGGAAUCUAACAGGUGUAUGUUAAAGGAAGAUUUUCUCCGCAAAUAUUGAUAGUAGAAAAUGAUGUUCUUCUGAUCCAUAGCAUAAAAGGUGAAAUUGUCUUAGACUUCAACGUUUGUGUUGGUCCCAUAAGUAAUCUUUCACGGUACCACCAAAGUAUCUUCUUGUCUUUUUAUGAAGAAAUCCAUUUUUACCGGUGAAGGUCUCAGUUCGGCCGCAUCCAUGCCAUUUACUUAUACAUACCUGGAUAUAUUUAUAUACUCCACGUGCCUUCUGUGUGUCUCAACCUAGGCAGCCACACUCCUCCCCAACUUCUGUCCCUAAGCUAAAAGCACAUCUCUCUUUAACAUGGCUUUACAUCAAAUAUCAGAAACUUGUGCUGAACAUAAGAUUUCAGUAGCUGAUGAAGAUGCUCAGAAAGUCCAGAGAUUGCGGCGAGCUCAAUGGCUCCGAGCAGCUAUUCUGGGAGCUAAUGAUGGUUUGCUUUCCACUACAUCACUAAUGCUUGGCGUAGGUGCAGCAAAGGAAGAUAGCCGGUCCAUGGUCUUGUCUGGACUGGCUGGAGCUCUUGCAGGUGCCUGUAGCAUGGCUGUUGGGGAGUUUGUUUCAGUCUCAACCCAGAGAGAUAUCGAAAGGGAAACUGUAAGCGAUCUCAGUUCAAAAAAUGAUGGAAAAGAUUCUCCUGGAAUCAGAAUCGAUGUCACAGCAACGCUAGCAAGCACGAAUGGAGAAGCGAAGCUGGAUGAUCCCCCUGGAAAUAUACAGUUUGCCAAGCUCAUCUCUGAGCCAACACAGAGAAGGUCACCAAGUAUGAUCCACGAGCCAAAGUUACCUCCGGGUAUUUCUCCUGGAAGAUCUCCUGCAAUGAAAGUAAUUCAAGAAGAUGCGAGGAAAAGUGCUGAAAUAAUGCUGGAGGAUGACAGAGAGGAGGUGCUAACAAACCCCUACAAGGCUGCAAUUGCAUCAGCUCUGGCUUUUUUUGGAGGCUUGGGAGCUUAUCUUGGCGGUUCACCAGUUAGGAUAUCUGCAGUAAGAAUUCUUCUUGGAGGUUGGAUUGCCAUGGCAAUUACUUACGGGUUGCUCAAGCCUUUCGAUAAGGAUCGUAGUUGAUGAUUUGGAUUAUUUCCAUCAUUACUGUAAAAGAAGCUGCUUGGAAAAACAGAAAAAAGGUUUUGGUUUUUCAUAUAAAGACAAGGCUUUCGAUUCUUGCUUGCUUCAUGCUGGAUGUUUGUAUUGUCUAAAAAUACUGGUAUACUAACACAUAAAUGUUAGACCAUUAAUACUCCUUCAUGG
Messenger RNA from Populus euphratica (Euphrates poplar), 1457 nucleotides. RefSeq names its product vacuolar iron transporter homolog 1-like. NCBI's taxonomy places the organism in Eukaryota, Viridiplantae, Streptophyta, Magnoliopsida, Malpighiales, Salicaceae. The record is from RefSeq and is a predicted model, not a curated record. Gene Ontology annotation, biological process: intracellular manganese ion homeostasis. The coding region runs from base 513 to 1274 and encodes 253 amino acids. The transcript is spliced from 2 exons. Gene Ontology annotation, molecular function: manganese ion transmembrane transporter activity.